AUGUACGUCACGACAUAUUACACAGACGAGUUGGCAACAACCCUGCCCAAACAUUAUCACAUCUCUCCCUUCACAAUGGGUUACGACUGCGGUUUCGACAUUUACCCUCGGCUGGAGGUGACUGUCGAGAAUAAAGACGCUUACCAACAAUUCCUUGAUGACAUUAUCGCCAUCUACGAGGGCGUCCAUGAUGAUGAAGGAAGACGAGAUGACGGCAAAAUUCUCGAGAUGCCAGGGGAUACCGCCCACUCCGACAAAGUCAACAUUUGCUUCAUGGUCGGCGAGUGUCCACGUAUGCCUGCCAGUCCCGACCGAUGCAACUACUUUCUCCGCUUCAGCUCAAAGAUCAGUGGGCGUCUAACGGCCCCUGCCGAGCCGUAUAUCAGAAGCGUGUACAUCAUUGCAAAGAGAAAUUUUGGGAGCAGAGUCCAUUUCUGGAAUGAUCUGCAUGGUCAAUCUGGAUGUUAUGGCUGGAAACAAGUCAACGACGCGGAGAAAGAGCUCAGAGAGCUGGAGGCGGCAAAAUGGUCUACCUAG
Molecule: messenger RNA, 537 nt
Organism: Fusarium vanettenii 77-13-4
Lineage: Eukaryota; Fungi; Ascomycota; Sordariomycetes; Hypocreales; Nectriaceae
Exons: 1
Coding region: 1-537 (178 amino acids)
Source: RefSeq, a predicted model, not a curated record